Molecule: messenger RNA, 1018 nt
Organism: Cornus florida
Lineage: Eukaryota; Viridiplantae; Streptophyta; Magnoliopsida; Cornales; Cornaceae
Product: transcription factor MYB80
Exons: 3
Coding region: 1-975 (324 amino acids)
Source: RefSeq, a predicted model, not a curated record
AUGGGGAGAAUUCCAUGUUGUGAGAAGGACAAUGUGAAGAGGGGACAGUGGACUCCUGAGGAAGACAACAAGCUCUCUUCCUACAUAGCUCAACAUGGCACUCGUAACUGGCGCCUCAUCCCCAAGAAUGCCGGUCUCCAGAGAUGCGGUAAGAGCUGCAGGCUGCGAUGGACUAACUACCUUCGUCCUGACCUGAAACAUGGCCAAUUCACAGAUGCAGAAGAGCAAACCAUUGUGAAGCUUCAUUCUGUUGUUGGCAACCGAUGGUCGUUGAUUGCUGCUCAGUUGCCUGGCCGCACCGACAAUGAUGUUAAGAAUCACUGGAACACCAAGCUCAAAAAGAAGCUUUCAGGCAUGGGAAUCGAUCCGGUUACUCACAAGCCCUUCUCUCACCUCAUGGCUGAAAUCACCUCACUAGCCCCUCUACAGGUCGCUCACCUGGCUGAAGCAGCCCUUGGCUGCUUUAAAGAUGAAAUGCUUCACCUCCUUACCAAGAAGCGCAUAGACUUCCAGCUCCAACAUAAUGGUCCAGCACCGGCCAAUACUAUAGCCACUUAUAUUACCAAUAAACAUGAUGAAAAAGAUGAUACCAUUGAGAAGAUCAAGCUCGGAUUAUCAAAGGCUAUACAAGAACCUGACAUGAUACCCUCAAACAAGCCUUGGGACUGUGCUGGUACAACAUCUGCAAAUUUUGCUGGGGCAUACAGUGGUUUUCCUGCAACUACAUCUGGAUUUCUCUAUGGCCCGUCAUCUUUUGGCAAUGAAGGGGAUGGGUCUCCAUGGAACCAGAGUAUUUGUACUGGAAGCACAUGCAUGGCUGGAGACCAGCAAGGCCAGUUGCAUGAGAAACUUGAAGAUGAAAAUGGAGAGGAGUCCACGGGUGGAAAAGAAACUAGAAAUGGUUCUAGUGUAUUCAAUUCAGACUGCGUCCUAUGGGAUAUACCAUCUGAUGAUCUGAUGAAUCCCAUAAUUUAAGGGAGUUAUUACAAGACUGGGAAAAGGAGCAACAAUACAAUCU